UUACAUUGAUUGCGCAUGCCUUUAUACGUAUAUGUAUGUACUGAAACUCAUUUGAUGCUAAUUUCCUAGUAUAACGUUAAAAUAGCAUGUAUUAGUCCGGGAUGUAUAAAUAGCACAGUGAAGACACGGGACGCUGCGUUUUAUAAAAAAAGAGUCUUUACUAUAGUAUAUUCUAUACACAUUGGUAUACACAAGAUGUAGUAACAGUUAAGGUUUCGUCCUGUUAUUCCGACAACACAGGCAACGACAUAUCAGAUAUAAAUAUUAGCUGGUUAGCUGAGCUCGGUAAAGUUAGUUUUAGGUUGUAUAUUGACCUGAUUCGUUAUCCGCGCAAGUUCUGUCGUUACAAAAAUAUCUACACAGUUUACAAAUAGCUUACACGUGUUAUAGAUUUACAAGAAAUCUCCAUUUAAAACAGCACAUGCGUUUUGUAACUGCAUGUUUACUGACGAGCUGUCAGGGGGAUCGUCUAUAAAUUCUGUAUUGUGUCUUAAAACGUGUGCGGCUGUCGAAACUGAUGGUAGAUAAUAGAAAUAUAAUAAUCAUGGAACAAAAUAAAUUGUGAGAUUAUGAAAAGUUUAGUUGAAGGGCUCAUUGACACUUCAGUGAUGCACUACGCUUGAGUAGCUAUACGUUAUACAUGCAUUACAUGUACAGUUUUUACAUAAAGAAAACUAACUUAAGACAUAUUGACAUUAUCUUAAUAUGUUAAGAAAAAAAAUAGUACUUUCAGGUUUUCUGACUAUCCUUUUUACCAAUAUCCCCCUUCAUACAUGUGUGGACAUAUUUUCUGAAACACAUUUACAGUAAUUCACCAAUUGCACAAUUAAAUGUAAUUUUCUCAUUCAAAAGGCUGUAGCACAUGAGGCCAGACACUACACAAAUGAAGGGAGAUAUUGGUAAAAAUCUUAUCUGUAGUAAGUCUCUGGCUAUGUGAUUUAACCUGUAGAGAAAAUUACAUUUUGGUGAAUUAUGGAAAAUAAUUUUCUAAAUUAUUUGUCUGCUGUACAUAUAUGAAGGGAAAUAUUGGUAAAAUGAUACAUGUAGCCUAGUAAGUCGGUCUGGCCUCAUUGAGUGAACUACAACCUUUGCAAAAUAACAUUUAGGUAAAUUACUCAAUAUUCCUUGUAAAAUAUUUUACAGUAUAUUUAUGAAGAGAGAUGUUGCCAGUGUUUUACAUUAAGUCAGUCUGGCCUCUAAAUAUUUGUUGUAACUUUCUAAAAAUAUAUGUUUUUCUGCUUUCUUUACAUUUUGGUUCUGUCUAUAUAAUUUACAGAUGAUCCCUAAAGCUGCAUAAGCGAUUGUCCUGCAAACAUCAAACCUAAAAUCAACUUUACUGAGCUCAAGAUGCUGUCACUGGGACGGUUCUAUUUGAAAAGUUACACCAUAUUUUGGUUAUUCUGGUACCUUAAACAUGUCAAUCCAGCUGGUAACAGGACAGUUCCUGAUUUUGGAAAGAUGUAUUAUGUCAAAGGUGUAAUUUCAUUGCCUUCCUAUGAGAUAGAAGAACCUUUUGAAGCUUGGUACGACUUUGAGGGGAACAGAAGUCGCAUCGACUACUAUAAUGGUACAACGCGCACAUUUCUGAUUGGAAAUGACUUGGAUUAUGGGGCCAUUUACCAAAUCAAACCAGUCCUUCCUCCCAGCGAUAUUAAGUGUUUCCAGCUUAAAGGUACCAAAGAGGAACCGAUACGGCCACAGUCAGCAAUGCCUGAUGUACAGGGAUUUGAGUUUGAGAAGAUGGAGGAUUGCAAAGGUGCUCAGUGUGAGGUCUGGAAAACCAUCACAGAGGCUGGCCAUAAGAAGAACACAUACCGUCUGUGGGUCACACGUCCAGAGGGAAAUGAUGCUCCAGCCACACCACACCGCUUUGAGAUGGAGGGCUUCAACACUCUUCUAGAUUCCCACAAUGACAAAUACAGCAUUGAGUACAGUGACUUCAGCUCACAAACUGAGCCUGAUGUUUUCACUCCACCUGCAGGAUUUACCUGUGAAGAGUUUCCUGAUCCUCCUGAGCAGCAUCAAAUAUUAGCCAAUCCCAUUCAAGACUAUGUCAGCACCAACCCUGUUAGCCACGCCCACCGAAUGUUUGGUCCCUUUAAGGAGAAGUUUAAUCGACAGUAUAAAAGCGAGGAGGAACACCAAGAGCGUGAAAUCAACUUUGUACAAUCUUUUAGGUUUGUGAACUCUACGAACAGAAAAGGUCUGUCAUUCACCGUGGGUAUCAAUAAACGAGCGGACUGGUCAAGAGCAGAAACAAGAAAGUCUAAAAUUCCAUUGGUUAUCUAAGCUGUGACUGAAAACCUAGGUAAAUAAAUAUCACUCUUAAGUGAUAUAUGUAUUAUUAAGCUAUUAUGAUAAAAAAUAACACAUUUAUUUCUACUAACUUAUGAAACGUCAAGGUGUUGUUGUGUAUAUAUACAAAAGAUAAAGGGCAUUUGGGUAAAAUCACCAAAGAAUAACAACAAUGUCUGUUGCAAAUCAUGCUUUAAACUGGCUGUGCUAUAUUUAGAAUGUCCACAUUAAUAAUAACUAGAGCUGCAUAUAAUACUGGAAAACUGUGCAAUACUGUUUUUGAGUAUUGCCAUAAUCAUAUUUCUUAUUUAACAUUUCGAUAGAAAACAUGCUAUUUUUGUGAGCUAUUAGCUAUGAUUAUAAAUGAUUUGUUUAAUGACAUUAAACUAAACAUGUAAUAGAAAUAAUUCAGAUCUAAUUAUUCUAGUUUAGACUAAAAAACUGAGUCAGGGUUAGGGUUAGUGCAGCGGAUAUCCUGACUUUGACUAUUGUUGUUGUUUUUAUUUUUUAAUUGAUUUUGUCUCUGACUUACUCUUGUUGUUUUAGUUUUGUGAAGCACAUUGGUCAACUUGAGUUGUCUUUAAUUGUGCUAUAUGAAUAAACUGUCAUUCAUUAAUUGUC
Messenger RNA from Danio rerio (zebrafish), 2916 nucleotides. Lineage: Eukaryota; Metazoa; Chordata; Actinopteri; Cypriniformes; Danionidae. The record is from RefSeq and is a predicted model, not a curated record.